Messenger RNA from Dermacentor albipictus, 4903 nucleotides. RefSeq names its product protein lin-54 homolog. Gene Ontology annotation, cellular component: nucleus. Lineage: Eukaryota; Metazoa; Arthropoda; Arachnida; Ixodida; Ixodidae. Gene Ontology annotation, biological process: regulation of DNA-templated transcription. The record is from RefSeq and is a predicted model, not a curated record.
UUAACCUAUUUCCUGUGGUGUAGCGAAAAAUGGGCAAGGCUAGGCCGAGGUCAUCGCUGGCUUCGCUAUUAGGCCUAGGUGUUGUUUUCUGCUGAAAACGCAGCGCGCUGUAUUUAUAAAGAAACCUUUUUUAUCUUAGAUUCGCUUUUAAAUGGUUACUUGUGUAUUUGACUUUUGGACCGUGAAGGCAUCGCAGCGAGAUCUAAGUUAUUACAUAUUCAGGGCCGUACGAUAUAGCAUUCACUUCGGUCGUCGACACGGAGUUUGUCAGUAGAGAUCAAUCCAUUUUGAUUGAAUUUGCUGCCUAGCCUUCUUUCGCUGUGCAUUCAAGGUGUUUCUUCUUUAUGGUAUUGUAGGAAAAUCGACGCCAGCAUUGUUAUUUGUUAGUUUCACUCAAAGCGUGGCUGUCUCGUUUCGCGUUUUCAGCGCGAGAUGGGCGCUUGCGUCGCCGCGAACUAGGAAGAUGGAGAAAGAACAAGAGCCUAGGCCACCUGCUGAGGCUAGCAAGAUGCCAGCAGCUCCAGGCAGUGCUGACGCUGGCCUUGACAGUGUAUUAGCAGAUGCAGCCGAUCCUGACGUUCCAGCGGUUGAACUCUGUGCAGUUAGUAUUGAUGUGCCCGACAGUGUUGAGACAGUUGUUGUGAACACUUCAAAUGGCACACCUGGAGUCUCUCUUAGUGAUACCACUCUGCCUGAUGCUGUUGUAAGUGCUGUGCUGAAAAGUGAGUCUGCUGCUGGGACACUUGACGAUGCUUCAGGCCUUCCAGAUGCUGCUGCGGCAGCUGCACUCUCAUCUGUGGUUGACAGUGAGCCAGCUGCUGUUGAAACUGUCGUCUCUACGGAGGCUUUGCCGGAUGUCACGGUGCCAUCGACAUCUGGCUUGUCAUCUGUGUCCACGUCGUCAAGUGUGUCUGACCGCUGUGAUGCGCGCAUAGUCCGCUUCAACAACCGUGACCUAGAGAGCCUGCGUAAGCUCCAGAAUGAGCUGAACACACGCAAAUCUGGUGGAGUUCCACGCAGUCCAGGCAGCCCCAUUGUGAUCAGAGCAGAGCUGACAAGUCCUCAGAAAGGGGGGUCAGCACAGGCACCCCAAGUUCUGGUUGUGCAGAAGCCCUCACCAGGGUGCUCCCCCAAGAAGGCUGACAUCCGGGUCAUCCACCCCCCAGGCGUCACUGUGCGCAGACGCUCCAGCAUUCUGCUCAUACAGCUACAGAUGAGUGUGCCAGCAGCCUCAGGCGGAGGCACCACCUCGGGGGGCCUAACCAAGGUGAUCCUGCAGCCAGCAGGGCAGCUUAUGAGUGGUGCUACCUUCCAGUUUGUGGGUGCCAUGGCGGGCGCUGGUGGCCAAGCAGCCCAGCCCACCCUGGUGCUCUCCAGUCCCACUCGUGCGACUCCCAUUCGUACAACCACUGGGCAGCAACUGGUGCGUGUGGCUGCACCAGGCACCACUUCUGUCUCAGCACCCAAGGGCAUGUAUGUGGUAUCUCCAAUGAAGCUCGGAGGAAAAGUAGCCAUGAUUCCUAUCAAUGUUGGCAAGUCGCCCCAGAGGAUUGCCCCUGCCCCCACAACGUCGUCCGUGGUCACAGGCCUUAGUGUGCCGACCAGUCGGGUGGCACUUGCUGCAAGCUCCACAAGCACUGCCACCACACCUACAGUCCGGCCAACAGCACCCACAACUACUAUCGUGCCUGUGCCAGGCAAAGUAAAUGUGCUGCUCAAGCCCUCGAUUGGUCAAGCUGUAGCUGUGUCAAGGGCUGGCACAGUGACUGCUGUUGUUCAGACGUCGAGCGCAAGUGGUGCAGUAGCAACAAGCGGCACCAGCAGUCUUGUGACAUCUGUGAGCAGCAGCUCAGCAGCCGUGCAAGUGCCAGGCAGCAAGUUUCACUAUGUGCGCCUGGUCAGUGCUCCUGCAGCAAGCACACAAGCCAGUGCAGUUCUUGGUGCAGCCAAGCCUCCAACCCUUGUGCCUGUAACCUCAGCAAGGCCUCUUGUGCCGGCAGUGCCUGCGACCGUAGCAUCAAGCACUUCCAGUGCAACUUUACCUGCUGGUGUGCGGUUGACGGUGCCCAUUGCCCCAGCUAUUUCAGCCCAGCAGGGAUCAUCGACAGGUGUGACAGUGUCCAACUCACAGCGAGUACUGAUCCCUGCAUCGGCUACCUCUGUGCGCCCAUCACUGCCAACCGGACCACUGAGUAGCCUGCCGACAGCAGCACUCAUUUCCGCUGGGGGAACAUCCAUGCAGAAUGCUUUUGUGGUGGUGCCUGCUCAAUAUGUGGCCCAGUUCCAGCAGGGCACGCAGCCGUCAGCGUCCCCCUCGGCAGGCACAUCACGGGUGGUGUUUCAAACGGGAACUGGCCUCCUGGGCAGCUCCGGAGGCUUUGUACCCAUUGCAGCAGCCACCACACCUACCACAACCAGUGUCUCAGCGGGGCCCGACCACAGAGAACCACCAGCAGCAACAGUGCCUCCUGCUAAAGCUCAAGUCAAUGGGACGUCAUGCGAAGAUAAUUCACGGCCCCGAAAGCCCUGCAACUGUACCAAGUCCCAGUGUCUCAAAUUGUAUUGUGACUGUUUUGCCAAUGGAGAAUUUUGUCAUAGCUGCAACUGCAAUAACUGUUUCAAUAACCUGGAGCAUGAAGAGGAACGUCAGAAGGCUAUUGGAGCCUGUUUAGAAAGGAAUCCCAACGCAUUUCGUCCAAAAAUUGGCAAAGGCAAAGAAGGAGACCAUGAGCGACGUCAUACCAAAGGCUGUAACUGCAAACGAUCUGGCUGCCUAAAGAACUACUGUGAAUGCUAUGAGGCCAAAAUCCUUUGCAGCAGUAUGUGUAAAUGUGUUGGCUGCAAGAACUUUGAGGACAGCUCGGAGCGCAAGACAUUAAUGCAGCUGGCAGAUGCAGCUGAAGUGCGUGUGCAACAGCAAGCUGCUGCUCGCACCAAGAUGUCAGCCUGUGACCUGCCCAUGCGGCCUGCUCCGAUCUCUGUCACAGGGGAAAGGCUGCCGUUUGCAUUCAUCACCCAGGAAGUUGUGGAAGCCACCUGCCAGUGCCUGCUUGCACGUGCGGAUGAGGCCGAGCGUCUCAAGAGGCCCUUUGCCGAAAUGGAGCGCUCGGUAUUGGAGGAGUUUGGCCGCUGCCUGGAGGCCAUCAUUGACAGUGCGCACAGGACCAAGGGCAAACCAACUGGUGACACUGCAGAAAAGAAGACCACACCUGCCAGCUUACCCCCAGAGCGUGCUGCUUCACGCAGAACUAAGACAGCCCGGCGCAUGCUCAACCUUUAAUCUGCCUCCUCUGUCUUCUGUGCGACGCCAACGAGGAGCCUCACAGCACCGGGGGAAGUGAACUUGAGGACUCAUUGGGUGUUGUGAAGCUGUGUGGUGCAGCUUGCUAAGCGAAGGCAUCUCCAAGACACCAGCUGUUGUAGAAUUGCCAAUUUUCUUCUUUUUUUUUUUCAUCCUCUCCUGUUUUCUGUGAGUGCUGCUUGGUGGACGUGGUUGUGUGCAACGCUGAUGCAAGUUGAUCAAUAGUGUGAAAAUUUUUUCAUCUGAUACAUGAAUGGUAACUGUUCAGAGCACACUGGCUCCUUUGCUGCAUGACCAGUGCACAUGGUUGGUUGUUCAUGACACAGAGUGUGAAGUUGGUUUGUGUUUGAGAAAUUUGCCCUCCCCCCCACCUUUUUUUUUAAACAUUUUUGGCAGGCACACCACGUGUGCAAACCACAUUUUUGGUGUGGACAUAGUUCGUCUUGAAAGUGGACAAAAGCAAACACUUAUUGCACUGCCUUAGUGUGUGGCUAUGUGUGCCUUUGUGUCUGUUUUAGCUGUUUGUGCAGGUAGCAUGAGCAACUUUUCAGUUUUCUCAAGCUUUGACAUUAUUGCUGUUUGUAAAUAUAAACAACACCUCAUCAUUUAAGUUAUGCUAUGUACUAGUCAGCAUCUUUAUGCAUAUUCACUGGAAUUCCUGUUUUAUCCUUCUUUUGACUUUUGUUUUUCAUGAAAUUUCCGUAAUGUGCUGUGUGGGUCAUGGCAUUCUUUACUUUUUGUUCACUUCUGUUUCAUGCUUUUACUGUUUAACAGCUGUGCUUGCUCAUUGAGAAAGGCAAAGUGGCUCUCUUAAUCUGGUUGCUUCUGGCAUUUGUUGUGUUAUUCAUCUAUUCUUUGAUCUUUUUAGUGCCGUUUCCUCACAAACAUUGUGUGUGUGCUAUGCGUGAUGGUGGUGGUUACAGUUAUGGAGGUAAAAGAUGUGUGAAGUUGUACAGUGUGUAAAUAUAUGUAAUGAGCUCCUACCUUUAUUUCAAAAAACACAUGCUGAUUUAAAUAUGCAUUGUAAUUACAUGCACUGUCUGGACAGUUUCUGAAAAAAAUUAGCUUGAUUGGAAGCCUCUGUGAUGCACAGGGACUGCAGUAUGUUCACUAUGAGCUAACUGCUAUUUGUGAAUUACUUUGCUGAAAGCAAUCUAAUAGAAGUGCUAUUGCCUUUCAUACUUCCUGGCAAUUUUCAUGCAUCUUGACUAUGUGGUUUCCUAAAGUGUGCAUGAGGCAAAACUAACAAACCGGCAUGAUUUGGCAGUCAUUAGUGGCAUUAAGAGGUUAAUUGAAGACAUUGAUGCUAUUUAUAAAAUCAAAACAUUGAAGGGGGACUUUCAGUGUGUUGUUCAAAGGUGUCAUUAUUUACAUACUGCUCAUCAUGCAACAUUGUUAUUAUAUAUGACUGGACUUUUAUUGUUUUUAUGUGCAGUUCGAAUGACUGAAAAUGAAUGGAUUCUUCUUUCUUCCUGUCAUAACGAAGUUAUUGAAUGCCCUAAGGCACUGUUUGUGAAUGCAUUGUCACCAGUGUGAACAGUACAUUGAUAUCAUGCUCAUGGAGCUGGAGUAUUUGGUUGAAUUAAAAGGACUUUAAGUUUA